CUCACACUUCGUUUCCCAACAGCGGAGACAGUUUAGUCACACAGCAGACAGGGCAGAAGACGGUCUACCCCUCAGCCAACUGUUACCACCUUUGGAGAAGAAGUCCAAAAGCACAACCAUGGGUAAAGGAUGCAUCACAGUCACCAAGUAUUUUCUAUUUCUCUUCAACCUCCUCUUCUUUAUCUUUGGAGCAUUGAUCAUGGGCUUUGGACUGUGGGUUCUCUUUGAUAACCAGAGCUUCAUUGCUGUUCUGCAGGAAUCAUCAGACACAGUGAAAGUGGCUUCAUACAUCCUCAUCGGAGUGGGUUCACUGUCAAUGGCCAUGGGCUUCUUCGGCUGCAUAGGGGCCAUCUACGAAAUCCGUUGUCUGCUGGGUCUGUACUUCACAUGUCUCCUGCUCAUCCUCAUCGCCCAGGUCACCGCUGGAGUCCUCAUUUACUUCCAAAGAGAGCCGUUGAAAUAUGAGAUGUCCAACAUCAUAAAAGGCAUGAUAAUCAACUACACUGGCCAGAACAGGACCACAGAGCACACAUGGGACUUCAUUCAGAGGACGAUGAAGUGCUGUGGAUGGACUGGUCCAGGAAACUGGUCUGAGAACCUUUCAAUCAAGAACAGUUCUAAGAACCUCUACCCAUGUUCCUGUCGCAAUGAGAGCCUGUCUGGCACGGACAUCCAGGAAGUAGGCCUGUGUGAGCACAUGUCCACAGAUCUACCUGUCUAUGAAACGGGCUGUAUGACCAGUGUGGAGAAAUGGCUCCUGGACAACUGUGGGGUUAUUCUGGGAAUGUGUGUCGGUGUGGCAGUUGUGGAGCUCCUCGGGAUGAUUCUCUCCAUGUGUCUGUGCAAGAGCGUCGUCCAGGAGGACUAUACCAAAGUACCGAAGUACUGAGCUGAAGACGGAGCCAGCUUCACACCACACACAGAUGGAUGGACUCUU
This is a messenger RNA of Seriola dumerili (greater amberjack), 937 nucleotides long. RefSeq names its product CD82 antigen-like (gene cd82b). The record is from RefSeq and is a predicted model, not a curated record. Gene Ontology annotation, cellular component: membrane. The transcript has 9 exons. Bases 119 to 889 code for a protein of 256 amino acids. Lineage: Eukaryota; Metazoa; Chordata; Actinopteri; Carangiformes; Carangidae.